AUGCGAAAUGUCGAAUGUUUCCGCGAAUUCGUGGCGCCCAUGAUCGCAGGCCCAUUCCCUUCAUUCUGGACGGAAUUGGUUCCUCAAAUGACAUACCACGAGCCAAUCACCAGACAUGCAAUGAUGGCGAUCAGCUCCUUCUUCGUGCAAUUUGUAGGCAACUCAUCUCAUCCACCCAAAACAGCGGAUUUAAGAUUCGCUCAUCGACAUUACGGAAAUGCGAUCCAGGAGAUCAUGGGUGCGAAAAUCGAUAACCUUGACGUCGUGGUAACGGCGUGUAUCCUACUCAUUGGAGUUGAGUUCCUACGCGGCUGUCCUGAGUCCGCGAUUUUUCACACAAGACACGCUAUGCGACUGGUCAAAGCAUACAAACCUAGAGUUGAGCUCGAGGCAACAUUGGCACUAUUCAAUGCUUUCAUUCUUCUCCUUCCGGACUGCUUCCCGGAAAUGCCUCGACCGGUUGAAUACAAAUCUCCCUGUGGCGUUUCAGGCUUCUCUGAUUUGAUACAAGCUAAGCAGGCACUCACUGAGCUUACAUCUCGGGCUGUGGGAUUAGCCUUCGCUAGGGAAAACCAGGAGUCAUGCCAAGAUACAGAAUCACCCUCCGAGCCUGAAAUGAGUGUUGAAUUUCAGCAAAGAAAACUAAAUGAAGACCUCGAUGCAUUUUAUGCGCUCUUGCUGGGAUUGGAGCGGUUCGAUGCGAACAUGAAGCGCCGCGGGAAUCGCCUAUUCAAAGCCCGAUGGCUUGUAUGCAAGAUAUGGGCCAACGGUGGACUGAGUCCAGAUGCGCCAUACUCAGCACAUGAAUAUUAUUUUCGACAGAUACUCGAUAUUGUCUCUGACGCUUAUACGGAUGGACCGAAGUUUAUCUUCGGGAUCGAGUUUACCACCAUCUUGCUUUUUGUGCUAAGGCAGUGUCGAGAUGAACAGGUUCAUCUUGCUGCCUUGCGUUUGUUCAAGAAUGGCUGCUGUGCGAGACAGGAUCUGUCACUUUCACAGCACCUAUAUACACGCAAUAAUAAGGUAGUGCCUGGUGAUGUUGCUGUUUCUGGCCAUAUAGUCAACUAA
Penicillium malachiteum is the source of this 1068-nucleotide messenger RNA. RefSeq lists its product as uncharacterized. The transcript has a single exon. The record is from RefSeq and is a predicted model, not a curated record. NCBI's taxonomy places the organism in Eukaryota, Fungi, Ascomycota, Eurotiomycetes, Eurotiales, Aspergillaceae. The coding region runs from base 1 to 1068 and encodes 355 amino acids.